Tinamus guttatus (white-throated tinamou) is the source of this 6854-nucleotide messenger RNA. NCBI's taxonomy places the organism in Eukaryota, Metazoa, Chordata, Aves, Tinamiformes, Tinamidae. The record is from RefSeq and is a predicted model, not a curated record.
CCUGUUCCCGCUAGCUGAAGGACACCUGGCCGGGGGACACCGGGAACAUGACCUCGGAGAAUGACUACGACCACCUGGAGAUCCAGCAGCAGUACAGCCGCAUCAACGUGCGCUGGGACGCCUCCGACGAUGAGCUCGACAACGACAACAGCUCGGCCCGCCUCUUCGAGCGCUCCCGCAUCAAGGCGCUGGCAGACGAGCGGGAGGCCGUGCAGAAGAAAACUUUCACCAAGUGGGUGAACUCCCACUUGGCCCGGGUGACGUGCCGCAUCUCUGAUCUCUACAUGGACCUCCGAGAUGGACGGGUGCUCAUUAAACUGCUGGAGGUGCUUUCAGGAGAACUCCUGCCCAAGCCCACCAAGGGCCGCAUGCGGAUCCACUGCCUGGAGAACGUGGACAAGGCGCUGCAGUUCCUCAAGGAGCAGCGCGUGCACCUGGAGAACGUCGGCUCGCACGACAUCGUGGACGGCAACCACCGCCUCGUCCUCGGCCUCAUCUGGACCAUCAUCCUGCGCUUCCAGAUCCAGGACAUCAUCGUGCAGACGCAGGAGGGCCGGGAGACGCGCUCUGCCAGGGAUGCGCUGCUGCUCUGGUGCCAGAUGAAGACGGCGGGGUACCCCCACGUGAACGUCACCAACUUCACCUCGAGCUGGAAGGAUGGGCUGGCAUUCAAUGCCCUCAUCCACAGGCACAGGCCUGAGCUGGUUGACUUCCACAACCUGACCAAAUCCAACGCCCGGCACAACCUGGAGCAUGCGUUCAGCGUGGCGGAGAGGCACCUGGGCAUCACUCCACUCCUGGACCCUGAAGACGUGUUCACCGAGAACCCCGAUGAGAAGUCCAUCAUCACCUACGUGGUGGCCUUCUACCACUACUUCUCCAAGAUGAAGGUGCUGGAGGUGGAGGGAAGACGUCUGGGCAAGGUGAUCGAGCACGCCAAGGAGACAGAGCGGAUGAUCGAGGGCUACAGUGGGCUGGCCUCCGACCUGCUCACCUGGAUCGAGCAGACCAUCGCCUCCCUCAACAGCCGCAACUUUGCCAACUCGCUGGCGGGCGUGCAGCAGCAGCUCCAAGCCUUCAGCACCUACCGCACUGUGGAGAAACCCCCCAAGUUUCAGGAGAAGGGCAACUUGGAGGUGCUCCUCUUCACCAUCCAGUCACGGAUGCGGGCCAACAACCAGCGUGUGUACACCCCACAUGAGGGCCGGCUGGUCUCCGACAUCAACAGGGCCUGGGAGCAGCUGGAGAAAGCGGAGCACGAGCGGGAGCUGGCGCUGCGCAACGAGCUCAUCCGGCAGGAGAAGCUGGAACAGCUGGCGCGGCGCUUCGACCGCAAGGCGGCCAUGCGGGAGGCCUGGCUGAGUGAGAACCAGCGCCUGGUGGCACAGGAUAAUUUUGGCCAAGACUUGCCGGCAGUGGAGGCGGCCAAGAAGAAGCACGAGGCCAUUGAGACAGACACAGCUGCCUACAAAGAGCGUGUGCAAGCCAUCGAGGCCGUGGCGAAGGAGCUAGAGGCAGAGAACUACCAUGACAUCAAGCGCAUCAAUGGACGCAAGGACAACAUCCUGCGGCUCUGGGAAUAUCUCCUGGAGCUGCUGCGCGCCCGGCGCCAGCGACUUGAGAUGAACCUCACCCUGCAGCACCUCUUCCAGGAGAUGCUGCACAGCAUCGACUGGAUGGAUGAGAUCAAGGCGCAGUUGGCAUCACCUGAAUUUGGGAAGCACCUGCUGGAAGUAGAAGACCUCCUGCAGAAACACCGGCUGCUGGAGGGCGACAUGGCCAUGCAGGCAGAGAAGGUUCGGGCUGUGAGCAGCGCUGCCCUCCGCUUCGCUGAUGCCGAGGGGUACCGGCCCUGCGACCCCAAAGUCAUCCGGGACCGUGUGAGCCAUCUGGAGAUGUGCCGGCGGGAGCUGCAGGCACUGGCGGCCCAGAGGAAGGCUCGCCUGGAGCAGUCCAAGUGUCUCUGGAAAUGCUUUUGGGAGCUGGACGAGGCAGAGGGCUGGAUCAAGGAGAAGGAGCAGAUCUACUCCUCCAUGGACUAUGGCAAGGACCUCACCGGCGUCCUUCUCCUGCAGCGCAAGCACGCGGCCUUCGAGGCCGAGCUGCGGGCCCGGGGCGGCCAGCUGGAGCAGGCGCUGGCGACUGGCGAGCGCCUCGAUGCCUGGCGGCUGGCGGGCAGCGAGGAGCUGGGCAAGGACGAGUCUUCCACGCGGGCGCUGGUGAAGAAGCACCAGGAGCUGCUGGAGGAGCUGGCUAGAGCUGAGCAGCUUCUCAGCAGCCUGGGGCAGCAAGCCGAGGAGUUCCCUGCUGCGCUGCGCGCUGACCCGGACACCCAGAGCCGCCUGGCGGCCCUGCGGCCGCUCUACAGCGAGGUGGCGAGCCUGGCCGAGCUGCGGCGACGGAAGCUGCAGGACAGCCUGGACCUUUACACCAUCUUCAGCGAGAGUGAUGCUUGCCAGCUCUGGAUGGGCUCAAAGGAGACGUGGCUGGAGCAGAUGGAGGUCCCCAGCACGUUGGAGGACCUCGAUGUGGUCCAGCACAGGCUUGACAACCUGGAGCAGGAGAUGAGCAGCUUGGCCUCCCAAAUUGAUGGUAUCAACCGGGCAGCCGAUGGCCUGAUUGAGGGUGGGCACCCACGCAGCACCCAGGUCCGGCAGUGUCAGGAGCAGCUCAACACCAGAUGGGGCAGGUUUCGGGAGCUGGUGGCCCAGCGGCGGAAAGCCGUGGACUCGGCGCUGAGCCUGCUCAACUACUGCGUGGACUGCGAGGAGACCUGCAAGUGGAUCCUGAGCAAGACCCGUGUGGUGGAAUCCACGCAGGACAUGGGCCGGGACCUGGCCGGCGUGCUGGCCAUCCAGCGCAAGCUGUACGGCAUCGAGCGGGAACUGGCUGCCAUUGAGAGCCGCCUGGGGAGCCUGCGGCCCCAAGCCCCGCGCCUGGCCGAGGAUCACCCAGACCUGGCAGCAGACAUCCAGGAGCGCCUGGGGGCCACGACAGCCGCUUGGGAGGAGCUGCAGGGCGCCCUGCAGAGCCAGGCGGCCUCGCUGGGUGAAGCUGGCAAGCUGCAGCGCUUCCUGCAAGACCUGGACGACUUCCAGGCCUGGCUCUUCGGGGCGCAGAAAGCCGUCGCCUCGGAUGAGGUGCCAGCGUCGCUGGCUGAAGUUGAGCAGCUCCUCCGGCAGCACAUGGCCGCCCAGGAGGACAUUGAGCAGCACGAGGCCGCCUACAACAACGUGAAGGAGAUGGGCGAGCGGGUGACACAGGGCCAGGCGGACCCCGAGUACGAGCAGCUCCGGCAGCGCCUGGAGGGCAUGGACACGGGCUGGGGCGCGCUGCGCAAGAUAUGGGACACCCGGCACCGCUUCCUCACCCAGUGCCUCGGCUUCCAGGAGUUUCUCCGUGACGCCAAGCAGGCUGAAGUCCUCCUCAGCAACCAGGAGUACACGUUGGCUCACCUGGAGCUGCCCGGCACACUGGAGGGCUCGGCCGCUGCCCUGCGGAGGUUUGAGGACUUCCGUACCGGCAUGGAAAGCAGUGAGGAGAAGAUCCCCAGCACGGUGGCAAGCGGCGCCAAGCUGGUGGCUGAUGGCAACAUCUUCUCUGAGAAGAUCACAGAGAAGUGUCAGAGCCUGCAGGAAAGGCACAGGGCAAAUGUGACCAAGGCGCAGGAGGCGGCAGGUUUGCUGCAAGACAACCACGAGUUGCAGACCUUUCUUCAGAACUGGCAGGAGCUCACCCUCUGGAUCAACGAAAAGAUGCUGACGGCGCAGGAUAAGUCCUACGGCACAGCCCGGAGCCUCCACAGCAAGUGGUUGAAGCACCAGGCUUUCAUGGCAGAGCUGGCUGCCAACCAGAGCUGGCUGGAGAAGAUUGACAAGGAAGGGAAGGAGCUGGCAAGUCGCAAGCCGCAGUAUGGGGCGCUGGUGUCGCAGCGCCUGGGGGAGCUGCAUGCACUGUGGGACCAACUACGGGCGGCCACCGAGGAGAAAGCCCAGCAGCUCUUCGAGGUCAACCGCGCAGAGCUGUAUGCCCAGAGCUAUGGCGACUUGGACCGUUGGCUUGGCGAGAUGGAGGAGGAGUUGCGUGCCGCCGAGCAGGCGAAAGACCUCACCAGCACCAACCUGCUGCUGAAGAGGCUGACAAGACUGGAAGAGCAAGUAGGAGCACGAAAGAAAGAGAUGGAAGAGUUGGUGUCACAAGGGGCCCCACUUGGAGGGACUGCGCAGGAGGCGGACAGCCAGGAGCAGAAACUCCAGCAGCGAUUCCUCGAGCUGCUGGAGCCCUUGGAGAGGAGGAGGAAGGAAUUGGAGUCGUACAAGGCCAUGUACCAGCUCGGGCGGGAUCUGGAGGAUGAGGCGCUCUGGGUGCAGGAGAGACUGCCACGGGCAAGGUCCACGGACCACGGCACUGACCUCCAAACUGUGCAGCGCCUCAUGAAGAAGAACGAGACCUUGCAGAAGGAGCUGGCAGGCCAUGCCCCGCGGGUGGCCGAGGUGCUGAGCCGGGGCGACGCCAUGGUGGCAGAGGCCGGCGGGCAGUGCCCGGAGCUGGAGGAGCAGCUGCGGGAGCUGCGGGGGCUGUGGGACACCCUGCAAACGGAGACCAGCAACCGCCUCCGGCGCCUGCGCGAGGCCAACGAGGCCCAGCAGUACUACCUGGAUGCCAGCGAGGCCGAGGCCUGGAUCAGCGAGCAGGAGCUCUACAUGACGGCAGAUGAGAAGCCCAAGGGUGAAGAGAGUGGCUUGGUGAUGCUGAAGAGACAUGUCCGGCAGCAGCGAUCCAUUGAGGACUACGGCCAGAACAUCAAGGAGUUGGCAGGGAGGGCUCAGCAGCUGCUCUCCGCUGGCCACCCCGAGGGGGAGCAGAUCAUCCGGCUGCAGGGCCAGAUGGACAAGCACUACGCGGGGCUGAAGGAGGCGGCCGAGGAGCGGCGGCAGAGGCUGGAGAACAUGUGCCACCUCUUCCAGCUGAAGCGAGAGGUGGAGGACCUGGAGCAGUGGAUUGCCGAGCGUGAUGUGGUGGCCUCCUCCCAGGAGAUGGGGCAGGAUUUUGACCACGCCACGCUGCUGCGGGAGAAGUUUCGUGAGUUUGCGUGGGAGACUGGCAGCGUGGGGCAGGAGCGCGUGGACCGGGUGAACUUGACCAUUGAGGACCUCAUCGACGCGGGGCACACGGAGGCCGCCACCAUGGCCGAGUGGAAGGACGGGCUGAACGAGAGCUGGGCUGACCUCCUGGAGCUCAUUGACACACGUAGGCAGCUCCUCUCUGCCUCCCAUGACCUGCACAAAUACUUCUACGAUGCUUCUGAGAUCCUUGCCCUCAUUGCGGAGAAGCGGAAGGAGCUGCCCCAGGACCUGGGCUGCGACACCAGCACGGCCAAGGCUUUCCACCGCAUGCACACCGCCUUCGAGCGGGACAUCCAGCUGCUGGAGACACGGGUGCAGCAAUUUCGGGAGGUGGCGGCACGCUUGCAGACAGCAUAUGCUGGGGAGAAGGCCGACAGCAUCCAGCAGCAGGAGCAGGAGGUGGUGAAGGCCCUGAGGGCGCUGCUGGAGGCCUGCAGCGGACGGCGGGCCCAGCUCCUGGACACGGCCGAGAAAUUUCGCUUCUUCAGCAUGGUGCGGGACCUCCUCUCCUGGAUUGAAAGCAUCAUCCGGCAGAUCGAGACGCAAGAGAAGCCCAGGGACGUCUCCUCUGUGGAGCUGCUCAUGAAGUACCACCAGGGCAUCAAGGCAGAGAUUGACACAAGGGACAAGAGCUUCGCCACUUGCAUUGACUUGGGCAAGAAGCUGCUGCAACGCAAGCACCAUGAGGCACCUGAGAUCAAGGCCAAGCUGGUGGAGCUGGUGGAGAGGAGGAGGAUCAUGAUGGAGACGUGGGACAGGCGCUUGGACUGGCUACGCCUGCUGCUGGAGGUGUGCCAGUUCUCCAGGGACGCCUCGGUGGCCGAGGCCUGGCUCAUCGCGCAGGAGCCCUACCUGGCCAGCGGCGAUUACGGGCACACGGUGGACAGUGUGGAGAAACUGCUCAAGAGGCACGAGGCCUUUGAGAAGUCCACGGCGACCUGGGAGGAGCGUUUCGCUGCCCUGAGGAAGCUGACCACGCUUGAGCUCCUGGGCAAGCGGAAGCUGCAAGAGGAGCCGGAGCAGGGCAAGGCAACGCGGAGGUCGGCUCCCGACUACAACUUGGAUCUGGAUGCUGAGCUGGACAUGGGGUCUGAGGAGGAAGAGGAGAAGAAGAAGGGCUUAAUAGUGCAGGAUGCCUCUCCACCUGCCUCCCAUGGACCAGAACCGGUCACAAAGCCGCACGCUCAGGAGGAGCCGGUGGCACCGGGCCUGCGGGAGCCGCGGAGCGAGCUCGAGGAGCCCACCACGUUGCCCGCCCAGCUGGAGCGCGCGAGCGUCCAGCUCGAGGGCUACCUGGGCCGCAAGCAUGACCUUGAGGCGGCCACCAAGAGGGCUUCCAACAGGUCGUGGAGCACGCUGUACUGCGUGCUGCGUGGCGGCGAGCUCGCCUUCUACAAGGAUGCCAAGAGCCGCGCGCUGGGGGUGCCCUACCACGGUGAGGAGCCCUUCGGGCUGCGCAAUGCCCUCUGCGAGGUGGCUGCCGGCUACAAGAAGAAGAAGCACGUCUUCAAAUUGAGGCUCGGCAAUGGCAGCGAGUGGCUUUUCCAUGGCAAGGAUGAGGAGGACAUGCACACGUGGCUGCAGAGCCUCAGCACAGCAAUAAUUGAAUCCCAAAGCAUCAAGACGAAAACCCAGAGCCUGCCCCUGCCCCUCAUCACUGCUGUGGAGCCCAGCCUGGCCAAGAAGGACAAAGAGAAACGGUUCAGCUUCUUCCCCAAGAAAAAGUAG